Molecule: messenger RNA, 2781 nt
Organism: Metarhizium album ARSEF 1941
Lineage: Eukaryota; Fungi; Ascomycota; Sordariomycetes; Hypocreales; Clavicipitaceae
Exons: 7
Coding region: 1-2781 (926 amino acids)
Biological process (GO): proton motive force-driven ATP synthesis
Source: RefSeq, a predicted model, not a curated record
AUGAGCUUCGUAACUCGCCGAGCGCUUUCGACGCUCAUCCCCCCUAAAGUUGCCUCUCCCAAGGCGAUUGGCGGCGCUCCCGACGCUCUCCGUAUGCAACGCGUCGUCAGCUUCUAUGAGAAACUCCCUCGAGGCGCAAGCUCCGAGGCCAAGGCCAAGGGUCUCCUUGGUCGAUAUCAGGCAAAGUACUUCGGCAAGAAGACUUCCGUCCAGCCUCUCUCUGUUGAGCUAAACUGCAACAUGUCUGUCGUUGUGGAACGGAGGACCAAUGCUGCAUCCGAGGCCAUUCACUACAUCGAACAGGACGGUCAAGCCCUCGAUGUCGCUAAUGACCAAACGAACGCAAACGGCAACUCGACCUCGAACGGCAAAGAAGUAAACAAUAAGCAUGUCAUCAGCAUCGAGGAGCAGCUAAACUCUGCUGAUGUCAGUAUUUCUGGUGGGUCGGAUACAGAAGCGUCUCGCCAGAGAGAUGGAGAAAAGAGCCAUGGGCGAUCAGUUUCAUCGGCUAAAAAACCUGCAACUUUCAAAGCUGUGUCGGUAAAUAAGACCUUCUUGGCAUCGAAGAGCAGCCCAAGCGGCGUCGCUUCCAAACCAGUGGACAAACCCGUGACAGGUUCAAGCACUCCGCCUCCGGGGUCGAGCUCACUGUCUUCGUCACGGCCACGUCUUAUCGCUAAAACUGGAACCGCUGCCAGAGAUUCGGCACCGCGGUUUUCUUCUACUGUUAAUGGCUCCAAGCCAGCUUCUACUCCCGACCCAAGCGCCGUUUGGAACAAGAACAGACCUCCUGAACCCAAGAAAUUCACCGAUGAAGAACUGAAAAAAUACGGUAUUCAUAUGGCUAGUCGCCUCAAUGAAGACGAUGCACAGGGGCCAAACAAGUGGGCAGAUAUUGACGACGACGACGAUGACUGGGCACCAGAAGCAAUUACCUGGGGUGAUGGAACCAAGACUACGUUGCCACAUCUGGAUGAGCCUCAAGCUUCAGUUCAAGACAGAAUUGCGGUUCCAGAACCUAGCAAGUCACAGAUGAAACCAAACUCGCCAGCGCCGACCAUGUCUUCAGGAUCGCCCAUGUCGAGACCUGGAGGUCUGGCUAUGGGAAGAGGGCUAGUAUUUAAGCCUGCGUCUCAAGAAAAGCCGGCGGUAACGUCAAAACCGCCUGUUUCGGCUACCCCUACUAAAUCGCCGUGGGCAACUUUGCCUCCAGUCGACAGAGCCUCGCCAGGAUUGCCAGAGCCAACGCCGUUACCUCAUAAGGAAGCGAGGGAUGCUAUGGUUUUUAAACCAUCCAGUCAGCUACCAAAAGAGAUUGCUGCUGAUGACUUCAACCGUUCAUCUUGGAGGGAAGGGUCUUCACAUGCCAACAGGGAAUUAUACAAUUCACAAUCUGGCCGCUAUGAACCAGUUUCUGACCGGCGGGGCUCAAUUAAAUCAGAGUCACAUAGCAAGUAUUCCGCUUUGCUGCAGAGGCCCCAGCCCUCAGAUCAAUCUAUGGAAUCACAUGGUCUACCGCCCACUAGUCGAAUGCCACAAGAGGCUCCAUUUACUAGACGUCGGGGAUCUUCUAGCGUCAGUACAGGAAGUGGACUGUUUCAACAAAAGACAGGGAAGAGCAGUGAUGCAAGUGUGCCCCUUGUACCGCCUGUGGACAUAAUGACCGCAAACAGAGCGACGUUCUCAACCUCUGCGGAAAUUCCCGUCUCCUCAAAUGGGCCAGGCUCUUCCAGUCCUCAUCUCCCCAAGGCACAGGCAUCACAAUCCCGAGGAACGACGUCCUCACCUCGCUCAACCUUCACGACGCCACAGCUCGGGGGGGAUCAUUCUGAUCCAAAGCCUAAUUUCCCCCAGCCCUCAAGUGACGAUAUUGUCGAUGAGGUGGAGUAUCAAAAACGGCUGAUGCGUGAGCGGAUCGAGCUUGCCAGAAAGCGACGACAGGAAGAAGAGGCGCGUGAAGAAGCUGCCAAGCGCGAACGCAUUCAGAAAAAAUUAGCAUCAUUAGGUCCUACGCCCGAAAAACGAAGCGGCAAGAGGGAGGUGUCCAUAAAAGCCGAUGUUACGAAACCCACCCAGAUUCAACAACGAGAACGACCAGUCUCAAAUGACAAGGAAAGUUCUCCAGGGGAAGAAGUAUCGCCGGUGAGCCCCAUAUCAACCGUCCCAACUCAAGCCAACGACCCGGUCGUCAAUUCUAAAGUUCAGUCUACGAAUUCCUCGCUCCCACCAGCAUCGAUUGGCUCCAGAAGACUCUCCCAUGGCCAUGAAUCACGGCGUAAUGAUCUUUGGGGCGGUCCAGGCGGUCGUACAGAUAAGUUUCCAUCCUGGGCUUCUGGAGCGCCGCCACCAUCGCGAAAUGUUUGGGGAUCCCCGGACAAUGACCGCGGUUUAGGAAACGGUACCUUCAAUCCAGAUCUUGGUAGGGUCACCAAUGCUGCCUCGGCAUCAUCGCAAUCGCCGAAGGGACCACUGCCAAUUGGACCACCGAGCAAUACCCCCAUGGCCCAUCCUCACAGUCAACCUCAAGUUUCCCAAGUGCCAUCAGUCAGCUCACAACCCUCCCGAUACGGUCCACCAGCGCCAGAUCUCGCCAGAAAAUGGGUCGCAUCUGUCGCAGAGAAUGAUAAGAAGUUGAGCGCUACCAGGCUGACGGAGAGAGCGGGUCGUGAGCGUCAGCUCAUGGAGAGGGGACUUAUACUGGCACAGCGGACGUGCAGUCUCAUCAAGCGGCGCCAUGGACAGCAACUCAAGGUGCGUCCCAAAAGAGCGCGGCAUCUUUAG